AUGGAGGUAUAAAGGGCCCAAGAGGACUUGGGCAUUUCCCUCUCUAGUCCCCUGGGGGACAGUGAAACCAGGUCAGAAAACAUGGUAGAGGGCAGGGGCAGCAUCUGUGUACAGGGACCACACUGGGACCCAGGAAACUCACGGAUCUCCUCCAUUACAAAACUUGGCUUCAAGGGAAGCCCGGAAGUGGCUUCCAGCCUCUCUCAGCUGACCGAGCCCUGCCCUUUCGCUACUUCCUUCCUCCCCAGGACCGUGGCAGCCAUUCUGCUUAUAACUCUCACUCCAGCAGGGGAGGUAAAGAAGCCCGUCCUGUCCACGUGUACUGCCAUCUCUAGUGGCCACUAUCUCGCAGCUGCUGUGGUGUCCUUUGCAUCUACUGGUCUGGUCUAG
Galeopterus variegatus (Sunda flying lemur) is the source of this 390-nucleotide messenger RNA. RefSeq names its product chromosome unknown open reading frame, human C15orf53. NCBI's taxonomy places the organism in Eukaryota, Metazoa, Chordata, Mammalia, Dermoptera, Cynocephalidae. The record is from RefSeq and is a predicted model, not a curated record. The transcript has 3 exons.